This is a messenger RNA of Trypanosoma cruzi, 2661 nucleotides long. RefSeq lists its product as uncharacterized. The record is from RefSeq and is a predicted model, not a curated record. Gene Ontology annotation, molecular function: transmembrane transporter activity. NCBI's taxonomy places the organism in Eukaryota, Euglenozoa, Kinetoplastea, Trypanosomatida, Trypanosomatidae. The transcript has a single exon. Gene Ontology annotation, cellular component: membrane. Gene Ontology annotation, biological process: transmembrane transport. The coding region runs from base 1 to 2661 and encodes 886 amino acids.
AUGCUUAAGGAAAAGAAAUUGGCCAUGGCGAUGAUGCUUUUGUACUGCAUUCUUUUGCCUUUUAUGGCGUACUUCUCUUGGAAGUUUUUAAACAAUACAGGGCUGACAUUUAGCGCUCCAAAAAAAACGAUAGUCUAUGAUGCGAUGCAGACGGCAGAGUUGUAUUUUCCUUAUCAGUUGCCACUUGACCCCUUGUAUAUGCUAUUGACAUCUCGGAAUAAAUCCAAAAGCAUUUUAGAGGACCCGCACUUUGAACCCUUUUGUGAGUAUCUUGUGGAUCAGGUAAAAAACAAGAGUAGUCCUUUCUUUGGUGUUGUAGAAGGUGUGGACGGAUUUUGUACCAUUCCGAAUUAUAGUUCUUUGCGCUAUCACUUUAUUGGUGGGGAUCAUAAUGAGUCAAGUUUGAUAACCAUCAUUUUGUCAUCUUCAGUGGAUAGUCGAAAUGUACUUCCAACGAUCGUUUCUGUUGUUGAUACGUGGUGUGAUUUGAAUGAUGUGCAAUUCACCCGGGAGUAUACCGACAAGAGAUUGAUAUCACGCGACGCGACGGGUGGUAUUGUAGGGGAUUUGUUCCGCGUUGAUGUCAUUUCCAUUCCAAUGGCAUUUAUGGUGUUGGUAUAUUGUGUGGGCUCGGUGCGGUUGUUGUUAAUUCCAUUGUUUACACUUCCUUGUACCGUAUCGAUUGCGUUUGGCAUCAUGUAUCCGAUUUCGUUAUGGAUGGAGGUUUCAUCCUUUGCGCCGGAGAUGACUCUUGGUGUGGUUGCAGCUCUCUCGAUUGAUUAUUCUCUUUUCAUUCUGACGCGUUUCCGGGAGCAGGUGACGAUCCAGGAGCUUCUUCUCGGCCGAAACCCAAAAGCGGAGUUGGAGGUGGUGAAAAAUACUGCCACAAUGUCGGCAGACAUUAUAUGUGUGUCGGGGCUAGCGGUUUCGUUGGCUGUCGGAAUUUUAUCCUUUCUUCCCGUUCUUUUUCUUUCCACGAUUGGAUUGACAAUGUCCAUCACCGUUCUCUGCACUGUUUUUGUGAGCCUCACUGUACAACCUGCUCUCCUAUUGAUUUUCUACGACUUUUUUGGACACCCUCCCACAUGGACCGAGGUUUGGCACAAACUGCUUGCGUGCUGCGGCUGUGGGAUUUCUCUUCCCUCGGACUCUUUACGCACAGACAUCGAUGAGGACGUAUCUACGGCUAUGCCACAAGACCCAUUGCUUGCGGAUAGCGAGAUGUCACGUUCAGAGCUCGAGCUACUUGAAUACGGGCGACAAAUGUCAUCGUAUUGGUUUAAAAUUGGCCGGACGUCUUUUCGCCAUCCGUGGAUUGCGGCGGCGACAGUUCUUAUUAUUGGUGCUCCUUUUUUUUACUUUGCACUGCAGCUGCGGAUGGACUUUAACGUUUUUACGCAAAUUCCACGGGAUAGCCCUCAUGGGGAUGUUUUGAGGCGAAUCCAGAAUGACAUUGGCAAGGGAUCUUCUAUUCCAUUUUACAUCCUUUUUUCUGUCCGUGGGACGUAUGACGUUUCGUUUUGGAAAACGAAUGAGAUGACAAACACGAUAAAAUCUGUCAUUGAAGAUAUUGUAGCAACCACAGGGCAACCGUACUCGUCGAUUAUAUCGCCUAAUAUGAUUAUGAAAAACGAGGACGAUGCUGUUUAUUGGCUGAAUUCGUGGGAGUCGUUUCUGCUUUAUUACACAAAUAAUGAAUAUGAAUAUCUUUUUAAACGAACUGUUUCUUUUCCCGGAAAUAAGGCGGCUUUUAUUUUUGUGACACCUCCUGUAAAUCCCUUUGGUGCGUCUGCUAAUCGAUACCUGAAUCAAAUAUAUGAUGUCCUUAAGAAGCACGCAUCAGCGAAUGUUUAUUUCGACUAUGGCAUCCUCGGAGCGAGCAGUGAUUCAUGGGCAAUUAUGAAUAAAUCACUCGAUUUUUUUCCAUUUCAGAUUUUGUUUGCAUUGGGUGGUAUUUUUAUUAUUAUUAUGGUCAUGUUUCGCUCUUUAUUUUUGCCAGUCCGCCUCAUUGCAACGGUCAUUUACACAAUCGGCGUUUCAUAUGGAGUGGGUGUCGUGGUAUUUCAGUACAACUGGCUUCAUCCAGUGUGGAAGGCGUUGGAUGGUGUAAGGGAAUUUUGCUUUUUAAUUCCUUUAUUUGCAUUUUUAUUUCUUUCUGCCCUUUCUUUGGACUAUGAUGUGUUUCUUACGACACGCAUCAUUGAGUUUAAGAAGAAGGGCUACAGCGACGAGGCUGCCGUAGCGAAGGCAGUGUGGAAGACCGGCCCCAUUAUAUCUUUUGCUGGCAUUAUAAUGUUUCUGACUAUUGGGUCAAUGGUUUUUUCUUCUGUUAUGAUGUUGUCCCAGUUUGCUGUGGUUUGCGCGACUGCAGUGCUUCUAGAUACUUUUGUAGUGCGGCCAUUAUUUGUUCCUGCGUUGAUGGGUUUUGGGUUUGGACGCAGUUUGUGGUGGCCGCGACAGUUUCCUGAGCUGAAGCGUGAUGUACACGACAUGCGAAUCGACACUACUGACACUCCUGAAGGAAUUUCUAUUGAGGAGGAAGUGGAUCGCGAAGCGGCUUUUAGAGUAGACAAUGUGCGUGAUGAGAAGGUUUUUAAGCCAGAGAAACCCAAUCAGCGUCCUUCAGCUCUUGCUCCGGGUAAUGACUUAAAGAAGCAUUGA